Anopheles aquasalis is the source of this 1056-nucleotide messenger RNA. RefSeq lists its product as uncharacterized. Lineage: Eukaryota; Metazoa; Arthropoda; Insecta; Diptera; Culicidae. The record is from RefSeq and is a predicted model, not a curated record.
AUGGACCUGAAGCGCUUUAAUUUCUUGAUGGCACAAGUGCCACAGAAGACGCUAGUGGAGUUGAAAGACCGUUUCACCAAAGUGCCGUCGACCGAUCGUUACGCGUGGGCGAAGGCGAUCCUAAUUGCACAUUUUAGUGAGAGUCAGCAGCGCCGAAUGCAACGGGUGCUUGCUGAGAUGGUGCUAGGUGACCAAAAGCCGUCACAGUUGUACCACGCGAUGCGCCGUGAAGCGCAAGAUUCCGUGAGUGAGGAACUGCUGUUGGACCUGUGGGCCGCGCGACUUCCAGUUGGCCUCCAGCAUACCGUAGUUGCCAAUCGUGGGUGUAUGACGGAGAAGCUGGCAGUGGCAGAUGCAGUGUUUGAAGCAACACGCCUGCGUCCCAUCUCAUCGGUCGCAACAACACCCUCGCCGCCGCCGAUGUCAGGUGCUUUCGUCGAGGCUAGCACGACGGAGAAGAGCACGGUGGAGAUGCUGCGCCAGCUAAUGGAGGAAAUGCGAGUUUUCAAGCGAGACCUGACCGAGUUGAAGACGGCCAAUAACCAACGAGGCCGGAGCCGCCAAAGAAAUCGAUCUCUUAGACGCUCCCAAGGACGUGGGAGUCAACGCAACGGCACUCCGGUACCGCAUAACCCAGAACUCUGCUGGUACCACAAUAACUUUGGCGAUAACGCCACUCGCUGUCGCGCCCCCUGCAAGAAGGCCGGGUGUUACGAACAGGCCGACAGCGGCGCUGAACUAUCGCUCGUGCCGCGCGACCGUCGUCUUAAGAAUAUAAAGCCGUCCGAGGUAAUGCUCGUGGCGGCUAACGGCACGCAGAAAUACGUGUUCGGCGAGGUUACCUUGAGAGUAAGCUUGCGCCUCCGCCGAGCAUUCACCUGGACGUUCAUCAUCGCUGACGUCAAUACAGCGAUCAUAGGAGCCGAUUUUCUGGCGCACUACGAUCUCUUGGUGGAUUUGAAACACAAAAGACUGCUAGAACGGCUAACAUCGCUGGAGACCCCUGGAGAUCAGUUAAGGAAGCUGAGCACUGCGACAUACGAUUGUAGCGGCUGA